AUGCCUCUGGGCCUCUUCGGCUCUUCUUCAAAACCACAACCCUUGACCAGCCUUGACAGUGGUGGAUAUAAGGAGAAGAAGGAAGGCCUCGAGAAGGAUGGACGUGGAACAGUGCUACGUUUGGAGAACACCACUGUAACUAUUGAAAAGAAACUUGCCGAAGGAGGAUUUGCGAUCGUCUAUCUGGUUACGGAUAAAAAUAAUCGGAAAUAUGCCCUAAAGCGUCAGUUCAUUAACGACGACAACAAGCAAGUUGAUGCAUGUCGGAGGGAGUUCCAAAUCAUUAGCAGUUUAAAAGGACACAAAAAUAUAGUCAGCUAUGUGGAUCAUAUUCUAACAAAGAAUAAAUCCGGCAUCUACGAUUAUAUGCUCUUAACGGCUUACUACAGAACGAGUGUCUUACAACUGAUGAAUGAUCGCCUUCUCCUUGGGCAGAGUCUUCGCAGCAGCGAAGUUCUUUCCAUCUUUUGCGAUAUGUGUGAAGCUGUUGCAAGGCUGCAUCAUUCUGUAACGCCGAUAAUUCAUCGCGAUUUAAAGGUUGAGAACAUCCUUGUGGAUGAACGGAACCGUGCAGCGCCUCCAAUUUACGUUCUUUGUGAUUUCGGAAGUGCUACAACAAAG
Molecule: messenger RNA, 621 nt
Organism: Cooperia oncophora
Lineage: Eukaryota; Metazoa; Nematoda; Chromadorea; Rhabditida; Trichostrongylidae
Source: the annotation of a GenBank genome assembly